This is a messenger RNA of Penicillium verhagenii, 744 nucleotides long. RefSeq names its product YEATS domain-containing protein YAF9 (gene yaf9). The transcript has 3 exons. Bases 1 to 744 code for a protein of 247 amino acids. The record is from RefSeq and is a predicted model, not a curated record. NCBI's taxonomy places the organism in Eukaryota, Fungi, Ascomycota, Eurotiomycetes, Eurotiales, Aspergillaceae. Gene Ontology annotation, biological process: regulation of DNA-templated transcription.
AUGCCAUCCACACCAGCAAACAAGCGCGUUAGAGGAGUCUCAGUAUUCCGCCCAUUCAUUUUUGGCAGUGAAGCACAACUAUUUGACCCCGAGAAGAAGCCAGCAAACGCACCUGUCGACCACACUCAUCAAUGGCGCAUCUUCGUUAAAGGCAUCAACGAUGAGGAUAUCUCCUACUGGCUGAAGAAAGUCCAAUUCAAACUCCACGAGACAUACGCACAAAGUGUUCGCACAAUCGAGGCGCCUCCCUUCGAAGUUGUCGAGACUGGCUGGGGUGAAUUCGAGAUCCAGAUCAAAUUGUACUUCGUCCCCGAGUCAAACGAGAAGCCACAGACACUCUGGCACAGCUUGAAGCUGCAUCCCUAUGGCCCGGAUGCGGAGGGUAUGAAGGAGCGCCGGGAAGUGGUUAUUAGUCAGAAUUACGAGGAAGUCAUCUUCAAUGAGCCCGUGGAGCCCUUCUAUGAGGUUCUUACCGGAGGCCCUGCCGGUACUGCUCCGCCUCGGGCUAAGGGAAAGAACUCAAAGCAGGGCGCUGGGCGGACUGCGGAAAUCCCCAUCAACGAUGCGCCGAAGAAUCCAUACAGUCGGACGACGGAGAAUAAGGAACUUGAUCGGAUGUCGGAGGCUAUGAAGACAGUGGAGGCGAUGAUCAAAGAGGAGAAAGAUCGCUUGGUUGAGCGGGAGAAAACACUUGCUGAAUUACGGGAGAGUGAAGGUGUUUCCGCUAAUACGAAGAAGAGAUGA